Messenger RNA from Batrachochytrium dendrobatidis JAM81, 1266 nucleotides. RefSeq lists its product as uncharacterized. The record is from RefSeq and is a predicted model, not a curated record. Bases 59 to 1117 code for a protein of 352 amino acids. NCBI's taxonomy places the organism in Eukaryota, Fungi, Chytridiomycota, Chytridiomycetes, Rhizophydiales. The transcript has 3 exons.
GUUUAUCUAUUUAUUGUGAAUUAUUAUUCUAAAUCUGCAUACUAAUUUAGGUUGAUACAUGACUAAAAUUUUAUUAUUUACAUCUUGUAUUGUUCUGUUGGGAUAUUCUAUCCCUUCAACUUCCGCCCAUGGUCUAUUUCUUUUUCCUGGUCCACUUGAUAGUCCUGGGUUUUUUGGCGCAACUCGAGGGUAUGAUCUUGCCAAAACAGAUAUUAGCACUCUUCGUAAUCCACUUUCAUCCCCCAACUUCUGCCGAGGAAAACCCUCCCGGUCUCCUGUCAAUAUCUCUCUUAAAAAUGGUGCACAGUUUACUAUCACCUUGGCGUUUUCUCUCCAGGCAAAUCAUAUUGGACCAUGCUCUAUUCAAAUGAUUGAUCCAAAUAACCCCGAUUCCGACCCGGUUAUUAUCGCGUCUGUGAAUGGACCCAACGGGUGCGCUGUUAAACCUCUUAGUCGAUACUCAACUCUUGAUGGACCAACCAGUCAAGUUUGUCCUGGAUUGGUUCCACCUGGGAUAAAGGAUGCUUCAAAUGACAUGUGCAUGAGUGAAUGGACGUUUGAUGUCAAAAAUGUUGAUAAAAUCAAGUGCACUACCUGUAUUAUGAGAUGGCUUUGGUCUGGCCAGCAUCUGUCUGUCACCGACCCUGAAGAAUAUGAGAACUGUAUUGAUGUCCGUCUUUCUGGAGAAACUGGAGGCACUCCAGGCCCUGUUAUAGUAACUACAACUUCUUUGGAUACACCUACUGCUACCACAGAAGACAAUCGCGAGCCUACACCAAGUUCAAAACCGCGUAGAAAAAAUCCCAGAAAAUCUAAAACUCGCAAACCGACCAAAACCUCCAAAAGUCCAAAGUCGGUUCAAGCCAAAACAACUUAUCCUAAGCAAGAGGAAAAUAACGAAGACACUCAAUCGGAUGAUCUUACAUCUUCUGGAUGGAGCGAAUGCAAGAAAUCCGAUAAUUCGUCUGGUCCUUAUUACGCGUGUGCAGCAACAGAUGGAGAAGGCGCUGACUACUUUGCUUGUUAUGCUGAAGAUUCAUUGCGUCCACCACGAAAAGAAUCUUGUGCACCAGGAACAUCAUGCAACCAGGCUGGAAACUGGAUUAAAUGCUAUUAAGCUUUCCUGAUUUGUUUAUUUCUGUUGUAGGUUUUCCUUAUGUUUGUCCAUCUUCCCUUGAAAGUCAUCUUGAUCCGCCCGUGUCUAUAACUAUUAUUUUUAAACCAUAAAUACAACAGUAAAUAAAUACUUGUGUGCCUAUUUUCUCU